CGGGGCUCGGGACCCGGAAGCAGAAGCGGGGCCGGGAGGCGGCUGGAUGGGAAGGAGCGGCGGUGGGCGGCGAUGGGGGAGCAGCAGAGCUCGCUGAGCACCCCGCGGGCGGACGCCGCGCCGCCGAGCCCGGUCGGGGACCCGCGGGAGCCCGGCCCGGACGAGCCGCCUUCGCCGCGAGAGGCGGUCCCGGGCGCCGCCGGCCCGGAGCGGCGAGGAGCCGAAGAGGAGGCGGAGGCGGCGGCCGGGCCGGAGCAGCCGCCGGGCUCCGGGGAGCCGGCAGCCCCGGCGGAGGAGGGGCCGGAGGGAGGCAGCGGCCGCCGCCGCCCCCCCCGGCGGCACGUGUACUGCACCGUCUACUGCGUGGAGAAUGACCGGCCGGUGGCGGCCCCCGGCUCCCCCCGCGGCGGCCCGGGCGUGGGGCAGCCCCCCGCGCGGCGCGGGGUGGUGUCGGGCGACGACCCGCUGUCGUCGGGCGGCAGCAUCGAGGUGGUGGACUUGUACCUGCUGCCCGAGCCCUUCUCCGGGCUGAUCGCGGGCGAGUUCGGGCCGCUGCUGGUGCUGAGCUGCCGCGUGUGCCUGGAGGAGAAGCCCAUCAAGCCCCUGUCCUGCUGCAAGAAGGCGGUGUGCGAGGAGUGCCUCCGGCGGUACCUCAGCUCCCAGGUGCAGCUGGGCCAAGCGGAUAUAAAAUGCCCCAUCACGGAGUGCAGCGAACACCUGGAUGAAACAACUGUCCUCUAUAACCUGCCCCAUGAUGACAUCAUCAAGUAUAAAUACUUCCUGGAACUCAGCCGCAUUGACUCCAGCACCAAGCCAUGCCCUCAGUGCAAGCACUUUACAACCUUCCGGAGGAGAGGCCACAUUCCUACCCCUGCCAAAUUGGAGAACAAAUACAAAAUCCAGUGUCCAUCUUGCCAAUUUGUCUGGUGUUUCAAGUGCCACUCUCCCUGGCAUGAAGGCGUUAACUGCAAAGAAUACAAGAAGGGAGACAAGCUGUUACGUCACUGGGCCAACGAAAUCGAACACGGGCAGAGGAAUGCCCAGAAGUGUCCAAAAUGCAAGAUCCACAUCCAGAGAACCGAAGGGUGUGACCACAUGACCUGUUCACAGUGUAACACUAAUUUCUGUUACCGUUGUGGGGAGAGAUACCGCCAGCUCCGCUUCUUUGGAGACCACACGUCAAACCUCAGUAUCUUUGGAUGCAAAUACCGCUACCUCCCCGAAAGACCACAUUUAAGGAGAUUAGUGCGAGGCUCUGUCUGUGCUGGAAAACUACUCAUUACACCCCUAAUAUUGGUUCUGGGACUGGCACUGGGAGCCGUAGCUGUUGUAAUAGGUUUAUUUGUGUUUCCUAUCUAUUGCCUUUGUAAAAAGCAGAGGAAAAGGUCACGGACAGGUAUGCCCUGGUGAGGACGGACAUUACUCGCCUGAACUGAGCUGGUCCUGCAAGGGCUAUCCGUGUUUUGUGCAACAGAGCAAUACAGUGCUGGUUACAGCAUCAAAGCCACCGCCCCGGAAGAAGGAUGGGGGCUCUCCUGCCAUCUUCCCUCAGCUGAAAACACUACUGCAGACCAGAAAGCCUCUUUGCUCUGGUGCACUCUCAACAAGAUGGGCCCCCUGACUGCUGCUUUUUAAAUGUUUUUGGUUUUGUUUUGUUUGUUUUUUUUUUUUUUAGUUAUUACUUUGGAGGGGUUUUUUUGAGUCUAAGUUUCUGAACCAGACAAUCCAAGUCUGUAUUGUAGCCACAACUCUACUACCGAUUUGGCCUGUGAAGAAAGCAUUUAACUGCUAACAUGUGCUCGUUUAACUUCAGUGUCGGCCUUUAAGGUGGAAAUGCUUAGAAGUGUUUGGACUCUUACUGUAUACUGAGCAUACUACUUUUGGUAUUAAAAACUACUUCUGUAAAUAACUUCCAUCACACAGCAUUCUGUUCAGCAUACCAAAACCCCAUCACAUGCCAGAGCACGACAGCUGGUUAUCUUCUGAGUCGUCCUGCUAGUGGAGUGCACAUUGCCACCGCCAAACUGCAGUGCCUCAGAGGGAAAUACCCUUAGUAUUGAAGCGCCGUGAUAGUUAAGAAUAUGGUGAUUGGUUUCACUUCAGUAAUUUAUUUAUGACAGUCUAUUAAUAUUAAUGGCAGAGGGUAUGACAAGAUUUCUUACAACAGGACUUAAUUUUUAAAUUCUCACAGUGCAGAAAAAAAAUCUGAAGGGUUUAGAUAACAAUAUAUGUUAGUGGCCUAAUCUGUCCCAAGAUAUCCCUGAAAUGUGUCUUCAGGGAAGCUGGAAACCUGCUCUUUUUAUUCUGACCUGAAAUAUGAUAUACAUGCUACACACUACCUGUGUGAGGAUUGACUUGAUGAAAUUUUAUAGCCUAAAUAGCACAUUUUGUUUGUUUGUUCCCUUGAGUAGGCUACUACUACAUGAGUCUUGGAGUUUCCACUGAUGUCUUACAAGGAAAAUCUGUGAAUCCAGGGUAAGGGAAGUGAUCAUAAAUUCUUAGGAGACCACUUCAUUCUUAUUUUCUGCUUCCAGUGUUUCUCUUCCUGGCGCAUGACAGUUCUGAAGAGAAUAGCUAUCUUUGCUCUUUUUUCCUUAAGUUCAACUGUUUGUUACCAAACCUCUUUCUCAGUGCAUCACAACAAAAGCAAUGUAAUUCAGCAUAAGGAGUCAAUUACUGAGAAUUUUUACACUUUUAAUUUUAAUCCAAAUCUAUCAUACAAAUAUAACUUAAAGUAGAAUAAAUUUGUUUAGACAGAACACUGAAACAAUAAAGAAAGGAACUGAACAAAAAAAAAUAUCUACUUCAUACUGUAAAAAUACAAGCUAAUCAUAAAGAAAAGAAAAUUAGAUUUGUACUGUGAAGGUACUUUUUAGUUUGUGUGUUUGAAGAUACACAUAUAUUUAUAUAUAUAUGUUUGUGUAUAUAUGGGGAAAGGGGAAGCAGGAAGAGGGGAAAUGUCCUUAAGAGUCUACUGACUUCAAAAUUUAGGCUUGCAAAAAACGUAUCAUUUAAGAGGAUGUACUUUGUACCACUUUCUUUGAAAAUUUUUGUUAAAUCUGAAUCCAGUUGUAAUUUUUAAGUAAAUAGUGUUCUGCCCCACCAACAUAAUAAUGUUACCAGAUACUUUGACUUCGAAGCCUCAGUGGAAGAAGCUGAUAACUUUUGUUUACCUGGAAACACAAAUAUCAGUUUACCAUAGUUGAAUAGUAUGCUUGUUUUCUAUCAGCUUCUGUUUUUGUUUUCUUGCAUUUUUUUUUCUUCAAGCACACCAUAGUUUGCCCUAUUAUCCUAACAGUAGAAGUAGUAUCUUUCAAAGAUUUCCAAAUUAAGGAGGGAGGCAGUGGUAUUUAUAAAUAAAAUUCAAUGCCUAUAGUCAAUGCAAAUUCACCUGUUAUUUAGACUUACUUUCUUCUGAGACACAUCAGUUUUCUGUUUGUGUUCUUUCUGAAGUUGGAAGCUGCCUUAAAAUUGGUCUUGGUUUUGAGUGUGUUUUCUGAGGCUAUACAUAUCAGUUGUCUUUGGCUUACUCAGGGAUUUUUAUUCCUCUCUUUAAAUGUCAAAUAAUGAAGAUAUUUUUGUAUUAUUUAGAAAAACCUUCAGACCUCAGAGAGCAAGAUAUAUAUAGAUAGAUUUGGGUUUGCAAUGCAGUCUAUAACUUGGUGUCAAACUAUUCCACUUGAGAUUAUUUUAGUACUUGAGAUUAUCUGUACUUAACUACGCAGUGGAUUAAUUUCCUUUCUUUUCCUGGUUCUGUAUAAAUGUGAGAGAUAUUCUUAUAGUCUUUGUAGCUGUUUUCACUCUGCCAUGUUUGCCUUUUUCAGUUUUUAACUAGAGUUCAGUAAGAUCUGAAACUAAGAUACUAGAAAAAAGAACAUAAAAGGGAAGAUAAUAGAUCUGCACUUACUUCUAUUCAGAAAGUAUGUCCUUGUGGAUGGAGAAAAGGAACAUACAACUCAGCUCUUACAUUAUCAUUUCAUCUACGCAGAUUAGGACAGAUUAAAUCAAAGGGAAAUGGUUCUUCAUUUUCUAUACAGAGCAGAAAGAGACAUCUUUGACCUUUUAAAGAUGAGUGAGUCUGAUUGUGCUUUUUCUGCAGAGAGAAAAAAGGAAUUACAAUAAUUUUUCCAAUUAAUAAUUUUGCAAUUGCAAGGAAUUACAAUAAUUUGUUCUGUAGAACAGGAUAAAUGUUCAAGAACCAGGCAGAAUAAGGAUAUGGAGAUGUUUUUCCAUCUGUAUUAAAAUACUCCCACCUGAAAAGUACUUAAAUACAAUUUUUAUCAAUAUUAUAUAAUAUAACCUACUAAAGCUUGAGAAGUAGCUCAGUACAAAGCUUCAUUUGGUUAAACAUUAGCUUUUAAGCAACUCAUCACAGCAAACCUUACAUGCAUCAAAGCCAUGUCAUUUGUUUUAAAAACAUUAAUUUAUUCUUUUGAAAGAAACUGAAUGAACUUUAUAAGGAAAUUAUGUAAAUGUAUUGUGUUUUUUGUAGCUAAAGGAACCAUUGGGCUGUUCUACUCCAUGUUUAUUAGCAGAAAACUUCAUCAGGCAGCUAAAUUAACCUGCUAAGGCAGAUUCCACACUACUGUAUGCUAAUCAUCAUGGUCAUUGUGUUUGCUUUCACGACAGUUGAUAUUUAAGAUUAUUUAGCUUUGUGCAAGGAUGUUGCUCAUCAGUGCCUGUGUUCAGACUAGGAAAUGCUUAAAUCUGUUCUACACUAGCCUUCUGUUCCAAGCUUGCUGGGGCUGGAUUUGCCUGUGUGCUCAGUCCUGCGUGCAGGCGCGCAGUCAGAGCUGGGGCUCUCCCCAUCCUGUGCCGUGGCUGUGUGUUCCCCAUCCUGUGCCGUGGCUGUGUGUUCCCCAUCCUGUGCCGUGGCUGUGUGUUCCCCACCCUGCUCUUGCUGGGAGGGCUGGCUGGACACACUACCCCCCAGGAGCUGCUCUCUCUUUCUCCACUAUGUGAAUUUAGUUGUAUUUCAGUAGUGGGGUCAAGUCCCAGGGCUACUCAGCCAUAUCAGCAGCAGGAUCAUUUUCUGUCCUGUGGCAUCUAAAAGCACAAUUUAGGCAUAUGUACAGUUUAUCCAGGAGCUUGUGACUAGAAAGUAAUUGUGCUUUUCCUUAUGUAAGUCUAUUAGCCAGUGAGAGUAAUAAGCUUGAGUGGGAAUACAAGCAAGAAGCAGAAAAACAAUUCCAAGUAGCUUUGUGCUGAGCUGACCCAUCAGGCUUAGUUCUGUACAAAAAAGUCAGUGAGUCUUUAGUUUUCACUAGCUUUAUAAUAAACAGCAUAUUCCUACCUGUUCAGUGUCAUUAAAGUACAGUGCACUUCAAGUGAUCUAUUAUCUUCCUUUGAGGCAGCGCAAAUGUGUAAGGGAAGAUUUUGUGUUUGGUUUUGAUGCUCCUAAUGCUGACUUAGUAACUCUUCCUGGUGUGUUAAGAGUUUUUGUAAUUUACACCUAUUUAUUCAGUAUAAAAGUUUUACUUUAUUAAAAAUAUUAAUUUGCAGGCACUACUGCCAAUUUUAACUAGAAAGUAUUUUGGAUCACCGUCAGGUAUUCAUUUUAGCCAAGAGGCUUUUUGCUCUUCCAAAGACUGUCAUAGUUUGUGUGAUGUUAAAUGCUGUGUGGGUGGGGCAGUGAUUCUCCCAGAGGAUACAAAUUUACCAGUGAUGGAAUGGUUUCUUAGGCCAGUUAGAAUUGAGAAACUGUUUAAUAUUCAGUGGCCAAAUAGUUUGCCAUGCGAAUUCUUCGUUGGUUUGUUAGUUGUUUGUUUUUUUUUUUAAUUCAGUUGUGUUAUUUUGUUUCUUGAGCAAACCUAAAGUCAUAAUUUUUGGUAUGCUAAUUGUGCAGGUUCAAGUUGUGGAUAAGAACCACAGAUUGCUGUUACUGUUAUAAUCUAUAUUAGAUCUCUGCUGAUGGAAAGAAUCCUACAUGAGGAAACUGUUAGGUAAUUUCUUACUUUCUUUUAAGCCUUAUAGUUGCAGCGAGUUAGCUUCAUUCCUGACAUCAGUCACAGCCCCAUUAAACCAGAGAAAACUAUUUUUAUGCCAGUGUGGAAUUUGGUCACAAAUACUUUUAUAAAAACAUCUGAAAGCAUAUUGAUAGCCAUGGAAAACGUGAUUCACUUCUUAAGAAGCGCAAACUACUGUGGAGGCACUCCUGUCAUUGCAGAAUGAUGCCAAUGUGUUUAGUAAGCACAGGAAAGGGAAGGAGUUGGGAAGAAUUUCCCAACAACAUUCUCAUUAGAGCAGAUUGUCAAGAGAGGGUUCACUAGUUUUUAAUAUGAUAAAGAAAACUUAAUGCUUUGAGUCACUAAUAAAAUUAGAAACAACACCCAAAGACAACGUUAAAUAAAUUUCUUCAAAUUCUCUUUCUUCAAUGUAACAAAUAGUAGCACACUAAGAAAUGGAAUUGCAGCUGUUCAGUAUUUUUAGGACUUAACACACAAACUUGAGGGUGCGCAACAUCUAAAAAGUUAUGUUGCUGAUCUAUUUGGUAGUUUAUCUUGCUACUGUUACAUGAAAAACCAGCUGAGCCUUGAUUCAAUUAAAAGACAGUUUUGUCACUGUUGUUACAGCUUGAGCACUUAACACUCCAAAACAUUUUUGUAAUAAAACUAAUAAAUGCAGUUGCUUGCAGACUGAAGCUUCCUCGCUGAUUCUUCCUUACCUUCCUGUGCAUAAGAGUUCAGGAACCAUAUGUUCUCUCUGCAGUAAGGAACAGACUGCACAUAUUAGGCAAUUAAUUACUGAUGCUUCUCUUCUCUUGGCCUAAUAGUGAAAUGCCAUAAGGUAGGGAAAUGAAAACUGAUCUUAGAGUGCAUGCUCUGGUUUCAAAGUUAAAAAUGUGUAAUAAGUUUUAAUGACUCCAUAGCAAAAAAUACAUACAUUUUGAAACAUAAUUCCAGCUGUUAAUUUAUAAAUCUGCCUGUAUAACACAAUAGUUAUAAUAGUGAUUUAUUUAUGAAAUAUGCAUAUUGUGCAAAAUAAAACCUUUUUUGGUGCUUAUUUGGCUUAUCAAAACAUGAAAAAUUAAUCAGAAGUGUUUGGAUAGAUUAAAUUCAGAAGAGAAGCCUGUUGUGUAAAAAUAUUUGUUUAGCAUUAAUGUGAAUUUUGCACAUAUCUUAAACACAAUUGCCUGCCAACCCCAUUCAGUGUUCACCUUGUUGAAAAUUUGUCAGACUGAAAACAAUAUUUUGGAAAUUUUUAACUUAUUGUCAAAGAACAUGGUGUUACUAACACAAUGCCACAUUUACCUCAUUUUUAGAAGGAACUAUAUUUACAGAAUUCAGAGAAGCUGUUCAGGUGUUUUAAACCCAUCCUGUAAAACUAUGAUGCAGUCAGAAAACAUCUUCAUGCCUUAUGCAAGCUCUGGGUGAGCAGAUAGAUUCAGUCUUUAGUCAUGGACUAUUUUUUUGCAUAAAUAUGCACUCUUAAGAGUUUUUCAUAUCAAUUGGCAUCCUGCUGCUUUGUGUCCAGAAAUUACAAGGGAUACAUUUCACUGUUUACCGUCUAAUAAUAAAUUGUUUACCAUGUUUCCAUUCUUAUACACUUUGUUUGUAUGCGCUCCUUCUCAUUUUAAAUUUCAUCAUUUGAAACUAACUCGUGAAAAUGGCUGAUGAUCAAAUUGGACCUGUAAAAUGUGAUCUCAUAAGAAGUUGCUUCAUUAAUGCUUUGCUGAGAUAUAAGCAAAAUACUAAUUUUGUUGUAUUUACAUUACUUAAAAGCAAGAUGCUGAAAUCUGUUUUUCUUCGGGGCUUUUAAUUUUGAAUUUUUAAAAAUCUACUUAAACAGCACAGUCAUCUUUGUUACAUAACUAACCAUCUGAGUUAGAUAACAUUUUUGGUAUUUGUUAAUUCUUGUCACUAUGGUAGAGAUGAGAAUAGUGUUGAAAAAAAGAAAAAAUUAUCUCUGAGGAGUACAAGCUGAAUUUAAUUCCAUGACAGUGCAAUGAGAAGUCUUCCCUUGCCCCCAUCUCUUGUUUUGUGUAUUUUAGGGUGAAGGGUUCCCUUUAAAAUAGGCUUAAUUUGGAUGGCAAGAGGUGAGGGUUGUGAGAUAAUAGAUCACACCCUUUUUAGUGUACAGGCUUCUGGCACAACUAGAGUGCUGUCCAAACACUGUGGAUUCAUUAAGAAAGCGAUUUCUAGUUCUGCAUUUGGGCAGCAUACAAGCUAGAUGCAUCAGUGAUGGGAACUUUUUGUAGUAUAUUUAUGGGAUGACUAAGAACUUGUACAAACUGGAGGAAGGCAAUGCCCAUUAAAGCAACACUUGAAUUCCAGUAUUUAGUGUUUUGUAUAAUGAGGGAUUUAAAAUGUGUAAGUGCCUUAUUGCUUGAAACAAAUGAAAGGUGUUCAUACCCCUCAACAGAGCAGUGUGGGAAUUCCUGUUCUGUGGAUUCCUACAGUUACAUUAAGCCGAAGUAAUGAGUUUGGUUUGCUGAGAAAGUUGACAAAUGUUAUAUUAGGGAAGAAGUUAGCCUAUCAUAAAAGUAAUCUGGCAUGCUUAUUUUAAUUCUGAUCAUCUCAUUUCUGUGGCUUUUUUAACUUGCUCUUUGCCCCCAUCCCUUCCUCUGACUCCCAUCUUCCUUCAGACUUCUGCAGAAAUGCAUCUUAAGUUGUUAGAGUAAGUCUGGCUCCUCCAACAUAAGAAGCCAUGAGUUUUCCAUCACUGAAGGAAAUGCAGACUGUUGGAGAGGAGAAUUGAGCACAGCCUGUUGUGGCUGCACCUGCCAGCUCGGGGGCUCUCUGGUGCCUUGUUCACACUGAUUGUUGGAGGUGGAAGCACCAAGGAAUAUGGCAGAUGGAGGUGCAGUGCAACUAGACUGGGGCUUAAAGCAGGUUGAGGGCAUUUCAGUGUUAUCCAGCUGGAGCUAACAUAUCCUGUUAAUACAAAUUGGUAACUCCUCUGGGGUGGGUAUCUCGGUGGACGAAACCAUCAAUCAAGAUGGUGGCGCAGCUCUGGGAUCUCUGCCCAGCCCUUCACUGCAGGGUGGGAGGUGUGAUCUGGAAAAGUAUUACUCAUUUUGCCAUCUUCUGAUAGCUUCAAAAUGGGUGUUGUGGGGUUUAUUUCUUCUUACUUCGUUUUCCAGAAGACAGUGGAAUUUUACCCUUUCGAUUCUAAACUUACUAAAGGACCUGUUUGUUCUCACUAAUGUUGAUGUGACUGUUGUCCAUCUAUCAAUGAAGUCAGGAAUAAGCUACUUUUCUAAAACUACCUUGAAUUUCAUGAGCUUAUGGGAGCAGUUACCUGUCAAAAAAAAAAAAAAAAAAGAAGUAUAAAAGGUAAUUAUCAGAAGGAAAUUGAGUUAAUGGGGGGUAAGAAGAAAAAUUAUGCUUAGAAGGUCUUAUUUUUUAUAGAUUCCUGAUCACAAGAUGGUUUUAAUAUGUUCCAUUUCCUCCACUGAGAAUUUGUAAAGGAAAGCAGGAGAAAUUAAGAUUAAUAUCCCUUUGAACCUUUUAUUUUCCUGAAACUCUUGAGUUUUUCAGAACUGUAGGAGGGGCUUUUUUCCACCCUGGAGUUACUAAUUGGUAAUAUAGCUUUCAUAUACUGUGAACACCGCUGUGACUGUUUAGUCAGGAUUCAGCUUGCAUAUCUAAAGGUUUUGGUGAUAGGGAAUUUGAUUUAGAGCCAUACUGCAAUCAAUUUAUAAGUGAAUUAUUACAUAUCUUAAUGACUUCUAUUUCAGCAUUAUCUCAAAAUUUUAAAAUUUGAGCCUUCUAUAAUCCAUUAAAUAGAAUAUGCCAUGUGUCAAAAUACUCCAUCAACCUUAUGAGUUACUGUUUAUUUUUACUAGUUGUUUUCUUAAAUGAAUUUUUUUCUCUCCUAGAACCAGCAUUCACACAACCAAAAUGCUGAUAAGAUUUCCCCAUUAUCUUUGUCUUGCAUUUAGCUAAAACUAUAUUUUCUGUUGCCUAGUAUUGCAACAGUGGUCUUCAUACUGUAAUAACUUGAUAAAAUAUUCAGUAGUCUUGGGCAAUAUUUUACAAAUGAUUCAUCUUCAAGUUGGUAUUUUAAAUGUACACCAGUAAUCACUGUUGAGUGUACUACCUAUGUGGCUGCUUUAGUUCAUGUCAAUGUUUUGUAAGGAUUAUUUCUUGCUACCCUCUUCAGAGUGCCUUUUCAUUUAGGAGGUCUAGAAAGAUGGUUCAUUGAAAUCUUCUGUUGAAUCUACCAUAGUAAUGUCUGAUCUUUAAACUUGUCCUGAUGAAUGUAUAACUAAAAUCUUGUUCUUUAAAAAGCUAUAGUAGACACAGGUUGUAUAUGCACAUGUACAUGCAUGGAUACAAGGGAAGGUAUUCUGACAAUGUUUGUCCUGCUGGACAGGACCUUUCGAAAGUAAGUGAAUUUUUUAACAGUUUUAUUUUCAAAAUGUUACCUCACUAGUAUUCAGUAGUAGAUAUGUCUCUUUAUUGCUUCACUUUGCUAAAUACAAUCACUGUAGGCAGUUUAAUUUUUAAAAGACUCUGAUGAAUCUGGUGUUCAUAUGAGACUGAAUUUCGUAAGACAGAACUUACGGUACUUUGUUUCCUUUAAAGGCAUUCCUUUCACUUACACUGACAUCCCAAGCCCCUGUUAGCAGCAGACCGAAAAAGUGCUUCCCCAUGAUGAAAUGGAAGAAUGUAAAGUCGCAUUUGAAUGCACUCCACCCAUCUUAGAAUGAAUAUUUAGAAAUGGGGGCGGGGGGCAGUGGAUUUGGUUAAUUGUGGGGAGACAUACAUUGUAGAGUUCAUUCACUUGCACACAAGGGGUUUUACAAUGUCAUCUAGUAAUGUCUACCUAAUAAAGUUUUGAAAAAGAAAAA
Molecule: messenger RNA, 10795 nt
Organism: Pyrgilauda ruficollis (rufous-necked snowfinch)
Lineage: Eukaryota; Metazoa; Chordata; Aves; Passeriformes; Passeridae
Gene: RNF217
Product: ring finger protein 217
Exons: 6
Coding region: 73-1410 (445 amino acids)
Biological process (GO): protein polyubiquitination; ubiquitin-dependent protein catabolic process; positive regulation of proteasomal ubiquitin-dependent protein catabolic process
Cellular component (GO): ubiquitin ligase complex; cytoplasm
Molecular function (GO): zinc ion binding; ubiquitin protein ligase activity; ubiquitin conjugating enzyme binding
Source: RefSeq, a predicted model, not a curated record